Molecule: messenger RNA, 1736 nt
Organism: Tuber melanosporum (Perigord truffle)
Lineage: Eukaryota; Fungi; Ascomycota; Pezizomycetes; Pezizales; Tuberaceae
Exons: 3
Coding region: 76-1065 (329 amino acids)
Biological process (GO): inner mitochondrial membrane organization; cardiolipin acyl-chain remodeling
Cellular component (GO): mitochondrial membrane
Molecular function (GO): 1-acylglycerophosphocholine O-acyltransferase activity
Source: RefSeq, a predicted model, not a curated record
CUCCUUGGGACGGAUUCCAGAAACAACAAACUUCAUUAUAGUCCCUCUUUUCUAUAUUGCUCUCUCCAGAACGACAUGAGCAAUGGCGGAGGCGAAGGAGUAGCCGGUGGAGGAGGGGGAAGCGCACAAAUAGGCGGAGGAAGUCUUCUCCGAAGAAUUGCUUCGACAGGUGUGAUCGCUGGAACUGUGCUAUUGUCGAGGCUAUUCCUGUACACUACGCAGACGGUGGAGUACGAAGGUCUGGACAAGUUCCUAGUGUUGUUAAGGAGUCGACGGGAGGUUUCGGGGAGGAGACAAGGGCUGGUUACUGUCUCGAACCACAUCAGCGUCCUCGACGACCCCCUCCUCUUCGCCCCCCUCCCCCUCCCCCUCCUCCUACACCCUCCAUCGAUCCGCUACUCCCUAGGCUCCCACGACGUCUGUUUCCGCAAUGCCCUAACCUCAACGUACUUCGCCCUCGGGCAAGUCCUUCCAACCUACCGUCUGCACAAGUCCCCUCUCGGCGGCCCCUUCCAGCCCGCCAUCAACACCUCCAUCGCCCUCCUCUCCCGCCCUCACCACGCAUGGGUGCACGUGUUCCCCGAAGGCCGCGUGCACCAGAAGCGCAAUUACCAGAUGCGCUACUUCCGCUGGGGCGUUAGUCGCUUACUCCUCGAAGCGGACGUGCCCCCCCUUGUCGUGCCGAUAUUUAUUGCUGGGCUGGACGAAGUCAUGCAUGAGGCGCGCAGAUGGCCGAGGUUUCUGCCGAGGGUUGGGAAGAGGGUUCGGAUUUGCUUUGGCGAUCCGGUCGAUGGGAGCAGGUGGGAGGGUUUGAGGAGGGAGUGGAGGGAGGUUGUGCACGAGUGCGGUGGUGAUGGGGAGAGGCUUAGGUGUGCGGAUAAAGCGGUGGAGCUGAGGGCUCGCACCGCAUGGGAGGUUAGGAUGGCUGUUGUUGAGCUCAGGAGACGGUUGGGGUUUCCCGAGGAGGAGGAGGGGGCGGGCUUGGUGGAGACUUACAAAUUGCCUGGGAUGCGGGAGGUGCAGGGUAAGUUAUCGGAUGGGGCAUGGGAGAGGGAUGGUGUUUAAAUUUUUUUGGGGGGGGGUUCGGUUUUUCUUACUGUGUUAUACACACCUGGGUAGAUGGAUACACUAUACUUGUACACACAUAGAUUGGCUGGGAUGGGAUAGAGAUCGAUACUCCAACAGCACCACCGCCACCACCACUAUAAUAAUCUAGAUAUACCAACCAUCAUAGGCAGCGUACAUACAAGAAAGAGGAAAAGGAAGAAAAAAAGAAAAGGGAAGAAAAAAAAAACCCCCCCGUCAUAAUGUCAUUACCACUAACUACCAAAGGAAAACGAAAUGCUAACGCCCGAGCAUCUAAAAAACAUUCACACGGGCAUUACCAUACUAUACCAGACAAACAAACAAGAACCACCCCAUCGCGCACCAUCACCGAAGUCCAGGCGAGAGACAAAAAACACGACACUCAAGACACAAAACCUUAAACAAAACACUUCCCCCCAAGGCAUCGUGUAAAGUUUAAUGAUAUGAGAGAAUGAUAGAAGGGGGGGAGGGGAAAUCUUGUACAAACGCUCGACUUGAGCAUUAUUGAAGAGCCGAGGAAUACUCCGGUAACUACGGUACGAUAAUAUACGAGGAGGGUAAAGAAAUAGAUAUCAAGAGUAUUGGGGAAGAGGAUGGAGGGGAGGGGGAGGAGGGGAGAGGAGAGAUGGAUAAGGAGAAGCAAGGAAAAA